This is a messenger RNA of Rotaria sordida, 231 nucleotides long. The record is from the annotation of a GenBank genome assembly. Lineage: Eukaryota; Metazoa; Rotifera; Eurotatoria; Philodinida; Philodinidae.
AUGUACGCGUUUCGACCUGGAUCAAUAAAAAAACAUAUAUUAUCUCGUUCAUCAUCAUUUACAUUAUCUUGUACUGAAUCUCUAAAUGAAAAUUCUAAAUCAACAGCAAAUUUUCGUCAUCAUGAAUUAUUACAAAUUCAAAGAAAAAUUCGUCCUAUGCUUUCACAUCCAUUAAAUAUUGAAAAUAAUAAUCAAUCUCAUUUACCAAUAAUACCACAUAAUAUAAAAUGA